UGUGGGUCCCCAGACGGAGGAGGUUUGGUUGGUCAGUCGGAGGGGGGGUUCUCCCACUCUUGUUCCCUUUCCCUGCACCCCGCUCAGCAUGCCCCAGCCCCUGAGCAUCUCCACAGCUCUCCCAGCUCCACUACCAUGUGUAGAUGGACAGUGACACAAGGUGCACCGGUCGCCUGGUCCUCCUCCUGCCUCUGCUGCAGACCUCCUUCAUUCCUCCUUUCCCUCACCUUCCUCCUCCUGCUCCUGCUGCUGCGGCCUUCACCGUCCUCGUCGCUGUCGUUGUCGCCGCUGCCGCCAUCUCCGUCGCCGCCGCCGCCGCCGCCGCCGCCGCCGCGGUGGCCGUCAGACUCUGUGCGAGACCACAAUGCACCAGGGGGGACCCAGCCGCAUUUCCUCGUCCAGCAUCCCUCCUCUUCAUCCUCGCCUCCGCCGCUGCCGGCCUUGUCCUCUGCGAGGUUGCCGCGGGCGACAAACGUGUCCUCGUCCUCUGCGACGGUCGUCGGGCGCCAUGUGCGGAGCAGCUACAACCAUCUGCAAGGAGACGUGCGCAGGAGGAAACUGUUCUCCUACCAGAAAUUCUUCCUACGCAUUGACAAGAAGGGAAAAGUUAAUGGUACCAAGAGUGAGGAUGACCCAUACAGUGUUUUGGAGAUCAAGUCAGUGGAUGUGGGAGUGGUGGCCAUCAGGGGCCUCAGCAGUAACUACUACCUGGCAAUCAGCAAGAAGGGAGAGCUAUAUGGAGCGAGGGACUUUGGUCCAGACUGCCGCCUGAUUGAACGCAUCGAGGAGAACAAAUACAACACCUAUGCUUCGGCCGUGUGGCGUAACAAGAAGAAACACAUGUUUGUGGGACUCAGCGCCAAUGGCAAGCCAAUGAGGGGGAAGAAGACGCGUAGGAAAAAUACAGCCACUCACUUCCUGCCCAUUGUCGUACAGCCACGAUGAUCGAACAUAUUACCCAUGGCACGGCUCUGCAAACUGGAAAGAUUCGAGAUCCACCGUGCUAUUGAAGAUUUUUGGAAUAACAGUGGGUUGGAGUAGUGGUUACAUUGGACAGAUCUGUAUGAGAAGGAUUUGCUGCACUGAGGAAAAAGGAACGGGAACUUAUAGAUAUUUUAUCACUAUUGGAGGAAUCAAACUGUUUCUGUUGAAAAGACUUUUUAAAGAAAGGCAAUAUUGUGUUAAAGAACUGAUACCAACAUGAAAAGUUAUAUUUUAUUUUCUGUCUUAAGUUAUAAAGUACACAGGCACAGGGGGAAAUAUGAAAAAAGGAAUUCUGUGCCAAAACGCGGUUUUAUAUGUGGAUGAAAAGUCGGAAUGAAAUAGAUGGAGAGAUGGAUUAAGGGACAUUGAUGCAGAAUGUUAUCGACAGAAAUUCGGCGAUGAGGAAAGAGUAUAAUUUGUGUUUUACAUGUAAAUGUGUGAUCUGUGGAUGCAGUUAUUUAUACAAUACUAACUCCUAUGGGUUAUUUAUACUGUACUAACUCGUAUGAGGAUGGAGCAGAUUUUCAGAUUUGUAUCCAUGUGAAUGACUCAGUUUCAAUACAUCUGCCACCUGCUGGAAGCACUUGACCAGGGACAAAUGACAGAAUAACAUGAAGGGGAAGAAAGAGGAGGCAAAAAAGGAGGAUGGGAGAUAAGGAGGAAGUAUUGAUAGAAAGCCGGGUGUCGGAGGAGGACAAAGGCCAAGACGUGGGACAGCGAAAACCGAGGGGAGCAGAUGAAAAGCCAGGAGAGGCGAAGAGAGAUGAUUAGCAAUAGUCUAAGAGCGCAAAAUAAGUCAGAUUCAGAAGAGUUUAGUCAAGUACACACCAACACAUAAACCAAUCUAACACUUAUUAACUUGCAACAGUCACUGCA
Molecule: messenger RNA, 1860 nt
Organism: Myripristis murdjan (pinecone soldierfish)
Lineage: Eukaryota; Metazoa; Chordata; Actinopteri; Holocentriformes; Holocentridae
Gene: fgf10a
Product: fibroblast growth factor 10a
Exons: 3
Coding region: 136-945 (269 amino acids)
Molecular function (GO): growth factor activity
Source: RefSeq, a predicted model, not a curated record